UCCAAACUUUGUUAUACUAAUUCAUUGCUGGUAUUAUCACAAGUCAUAUCCCCACCUUAUCAGUCGUAUAUAAAUACAAGACGCCUUGUUCAAUAAAACCACUUACUCCUAUUUCAAAAUAAGGUAACACACAACCAAAAUAGUAACUAGAUAGUUAAGAUAAAAUGUCUUCCACCGGCGAAGGAAACGAUACAGUAACCGCAAAAGCAGUAGCAAUGGGCGUGCUUUUUGCCGCAUCCAUGACUCUCGGUACCAUUCCUAUAAAACUAUCCGAAUGGUUCGACUGGAAAUCUGGUACCAAAAACAGCGUUUACGUCCAAAUGCUCCUCUCUCUAGGCGGCGGUGUUCUAUUAUGCACGACCUUUUUGCAUUUGCUUCCAGAAGUGAUUGAAGGCAUUGAAAAUCAGGAAAGCUUCACAAAGUACCAAGUCCUCCCUGUUGCUGAGUUUCUCAUGUGCGCUGGCUUUUUCGUCAUGUAUUUUGUGGAAGAAUGCGUCCACUUUUACCUGCAUCAGAGAGAACAGAAUUUUCAUAUAAAAUCAGCUCGCAGUAGCAUUUCUGUGAGCAGGGGUCAACUGGAUUCGAAAAGUGACGAGGAUCUGGUACCACCUUCGGAUGUGGUAAUCCCCGAACAAGGGUACCAGCAGUACCACCACCACAUCGAUCACAGCCAUGUGGAUCAUAGCCACAUGGUGAUCGAGGACACGACGAUUAUCUCAAUUAGGGGGUUUUUGGUGGUUUUGGCUCUGUCAGUCCACGAGUUAUUUGAAGGCCUGUCGGUGGGUUUGGAGUCUUCUAGCAGUAAUGUGUGGUACAUGUUUGGGGCUGUCAGUGCCCAUAAACUAGUCAUUGCGUUCUGUAUUGGCAUCGAAUUGGUCACUUCGGGCAUGAAGACGAUGCUGGUGGUGAUAUAUGUAUUUGUUUUUGCCGUGGUUAGUCCUUUGGGGAUUGGGAUCGGGAUUGCGGUUACUGAAGAAAGCGAAUCUUCGACCACGGUCGUGUCUGUGAUAUUGCAAGGAUUGGCGAGCGGGACCUUGCUCUACGUUGUGUUCUUCGAAAUAUUGAGAGAAGAGAGGAAAGCGGGAAUUAAACAGUAUUUUUCAGUUUUACUAGGAUUUAUUAUUAUGUUAGGAAUAACUUUAAUAGAUGUUGACUAAAAAAUUGACAUGGUAUACUCAAAAAUGUACAAAUAUACCUAGUUUUCUUGAAAUGUAAAUUUAUAAAUGUUUAUUUUAAGACACAUUUAUAAAUAAAUAUUUAUGAAAUAAUAAAAAACUACAAAGAUGAUAAAACCACAA
Molecule: messenger RNA, 1298 nt
Organism: Tribolium castaneum (red flour beetle)
Lineage: Eukaryota; Metazoa; Arthropoda; Insecta; Coleoptera; Tenebrionidae
Product: zinc transporter ZIP1
Exons: 2
Coding region: 165-1157 (330 amino acids)
Biological process (GO): zinc ion transmembrane transport
Cellular component (GO): plasma membrane
Molecular function (GO): zinc ion transmembrane transporter activity
Source: RefSeq, a predicted model, not a curated record